Molecule: messenger RNA, 2194 nt
Organism: Pelagomonas calceolata
Lineage: Eukaryota; Pelagophyceae; Pelagomonadales; Pelagomonadaceae
Source: the annotation of a GenBank genome assembly
CGAAUGGUGGUCAGAGCCCUGAACAGCACGUGAACGCACGCCGACGUGGCCCGAGUGCCACCGAAACAAGAGAAAGAGGCUCUUGAUUGUACAUAGAGCGAGAGACAGCAAAAGCGGCAAUAACAAAGCAGUGUGUCAUCGCAGAGCACACACUGACGAACACCGCAUCCAACACCAGAGCUUCGCGUGUGGUGCCUCACACGAGCCGAGCUGCGAGUAGCUCGUACCAGAGAGCUCCGCGUGGUGCCUCACAAGGCGAGCAAGGCGUAACGCAUAACCGUAACGAGUGGCCACCAUGCGCCGCCGACGCGUCACCGCACUGAUGCUGGCAACGGCCGCCAGCGCCCUGAACCUCCCCGGCCGCCGGUUACGACAACGGCUACGCGCCGCGACGCUCGACCCGACGCCCGAGGGCACCUGGGACGCCACAGAUGAGACCUACGACCCGAGGGACAGCGCGAUCAACCUCGCUCUACUAGAUGAACCUUUGGAACUCCCCGAGACGCCGUCGCGGCCGAAAAUCCUCGCGUUCGCGGCACCCGUCGCCGUCCUGAACCUCGCGAACUUUAUUAUGGGUUCGGUAGAUACAGCCGCGGUCGGCACCUUCGGCACGACGACGCAGCUCGCGGCGUUGGCGCCGGGCACCAUGGGCAUGGAGUACUCGUGUUAUGCUCUGUCGUUCUUAACGACGGCGUCGCUCAAUUUACUGAGCACGAUCAGCGACCCCGACGGCGAGGAGCGGGACGUCUGGGAUUCUACCUUAGCUGGGAGUAUCAAAGUUGCGAUAUUAGUAGGCUUGGUGCACGGCGGGCUGCUGCUGGGCGCCGCGGCACCAUUAGCUCGUUUAUUAGGAGCGAAUGGUGUAACCGUAGCGCCCGCGGCGAGGUACCUGCGCCUCAGGGCUGCUUCGGCCAUAGCGUUUCAUGUCUCAGCGGUCUGCGGCGCGGCGCACUUCGCGAAGAAAGAUUCAAAGACGCCGCUGUAUACCAUACUUUUUGCGGGCCUCGCGAACUGCAUCGGCGACCGGGUGCUAUGCCCGUUAGCUGAAAGUGGACGGUUGCCGGGCAUCCCGGACGCCAUUGGGGCUGCGGCUCUGGCGACGACGGCGGCGCAGUUCCUGGGGUUGGGCUUCACGCUGAUGGCGCUGAAGCGGACGAAACGGCUGCCGAAGGUCUGGCGGCGCCGGGGCACUGGUACCACUUCUGGAGCAUUUCUGGCCUUCGCCGGGCCCGUAAGUCAGCUCCUCUGGUGUAGAAUUGCGAUAUACGCUUACGUGGGCCGGUGCGCGUCGUUACUGGGCGCCGCCGCGGGCGCGGCCCAGCAGAUCAUGUCCACACUCUUCUGGGGCUCGACCACAUUGAGCGCGGAGCCCUUCAACACGGCGGGCCAGACAUUUUUGCCCGACCACUACGACCCCGAGACGCCCGAUGUCAUCACGCCGCGGUUCCGACUGACGUUGCAACGAUUACUAGAUUCGUCAUUACUCUGGGGCCUCGCCAUCACGCUGGGCACCUAUCCGCUCAAAAGCGAGAAAGCACUGUCCAUGUUUACCACAUCAAAAGAUGUGAUGCGCCUCGUGGCCAUCGGGCCCAUCCUGGCGGUCGGCGCCUUGAUCGCGCCCAUGUUGACGGCGGAGGGUACGCUUCUGUGUGGAAAUCAAAAUUUUACGGCUCGUGCUGAAUCGUCGCGUCGACCUCCACGCCACCGACGCGCCGCCUGCUCGAUGGCGUGGCGGUGCCGGUUCCUCGCCGCUCGCCGAGAAAUGACUUUGUGAAGAAUCAUCGGGUGCACCCGACACACUGGUUGAUUUCCGCACAGGUACUCUUGUGGUCCUAGGCGAGUUCCAGUGGUUGGUACGCAGUAUGGUCUUCUCCUCCUUCGUCACGUACGGUCUCGUGACGUGGCUACGGCACGCUGGUAAAGCAUCAAUUGCGAACUACUGGUGGGCCACCGUGACCUUCACGGCCUGUCGACUCGUCUGCAACAUGGUCGGCGUGCGGACUCAUGUAAGACGCGCGCGCGUGAAGAACCUUGCCGAGUACCGGCGCGAGAAGCGCGAGGCCGAGUUGAGAUUGAGGACGUGUCCGCCGUGGUUCGACAAGCGCUCCAAGAGGAAAGUGCCGGCGACGGGCCAGUCGUACCCGAUGGAUAUAGAGUACGAGCGCAUCCCCUAAUACGUGUAAGAACUUGUGCA